Messenger RNA from Apis laboriosa (Himalayan honeybee), 2048 nucleotides. It is a transcript of the gene Arglu1, whose product is annotated as UPF0430 protein CG31712. The record is from RefSeq and is a predicted model, not a curated record. Gene Ontology annotation, cellular component: mitochondrion; nucleoplasm. The coding region runs from base 184 to 990 and encodes 268 amino acids. NCBI's taxonomy places the organism in Eukaryota, Metazoa, Arthropoda, Insecta, Hymenoptera, Apidae. Gene Ontology annotation, molecular function: cadherin binding. The transcript is spliced from 6 exons.
CUAAACAUGGCCGCUAAAACUGCGUAAGUCAGUAGUGUGGUGUACAUAUUAACGGUGGAUGGUUCAUUAUUUUAUUACAGUGUUCGCGUAGUGUUCGGUUAUUUUUAUGUCCAUUUACAUUCUUAGUGUUUAAUAUAUCGUUAGUUUUACAAGUGAAUUCUUCAAAAGACAGAAUUUGUUGAAAUGGGCCGUUCCAGAUCCAGGACAAAAUCUCCUAGUAGGCGGCGUCAUAAGAGCAAGCAUUCAAGAAAACGUUCAAAAUCACGUGAGAAGCAUUCGAACAACAAGUAUUCUGACAAGCCAAAAGAACGUAGUUCAAAAACAAGGAAACGAUCCCAUUCUGCAUCUUCUAGUUCAUCAGAUGCUUCAGAUGAUGUACAUAUAGUCAGUCAUAAGAAACGUUCAUACAGAGACAGAGAUCGCAAAAUGGAUGAAGUAGAAAGACUGGCAGAAAUGGAGCGGCAAAGGAAAAAGAAAGAAUUAUCGAACAAAACCUUCACCGCUAGUGCAGUUGGAAGGCAACGUGAAGUGGAACAAAAAAUGGUUGAAGAAGAAGCUGCCAAGCGAAUUGAAGAACUAGUGCAGAAGAGGGUAGAAGAAGAACUAGAAAAACGUAAAGAGGAAAUAGAAGCUGAAGUACAAAGGAGGGUAGAAGAAGCUAAAAGGGCAAUGGAGCGACAAAUGAUGGAGGAAAUGGAAUGGAGACAAGCAAAACUUCGUGAGGAGGAAAAACGAAGAGAGGAGGAAGAGCGGAAGAAGCGAGAGGAGCUUGAGAGGAUCUUGGAGGAGAACAACAGAAAGAUAGAAGAAGCUCAGAAGAAACUGGCUGAGGAAAGAUUGGCUAUGGUCGAACAACAACGUUUGAUGGAAGAAGAAAGGCAAAGAAUGAGAAAAGAACAUGAAAAACGUGUUAAAGAGGAACAAAAGAAAAUCCUCGGGAAGAACAACUCGAGGCCUAAAUUGUCCUUUACACUAAAGCCAGUUACGUGAGUCUGUAUCAUUUCGUGCAGUUUUAUAUGUGAUAUUUAUACAUCUUGUCGGAUUUGGAAUCAUUCAUAUUCCGCAAGAACAUUCAACAUAUGCUGCGCGUACAUGAGUACAUAAAAGAUGCAGCAAUAAGAUCCAAAGCUCAUUCAGAAUGUAUUUGCGAUAAUCAUCGAAAUCUGGCAAUGUUGAAUUUUUUUAUUUGAUUAUGAUGAUCAUAUGUACAUCAGAAUUAAAUAAUUAAUUCUAUACUUGACAGAUUUCGAAACCCAAUACAGGUGGGAUUUUACCUGUUCGAGACUACACUGAUGUCAAUACAGAGAAACAUAUGUUUUGUGCAGGAAUGUAAUAGAGCAACUAUUUGUAUUUAUCUGUUAUGUUAUACAUUUUUUUAUAUUGUAAUAAUAAAAAAAUAUUCUGUACAAAUUUGCUUGAUCUGUUUGACAGAAGUGUGGUCUAGCCUAGUUUGGUGUGUUCUACAAAUUGCAAAUGCAGUUUAUAUAAUGCUGUUUCUCUGUAACUAUAUUAUACAAAAAAUACUUUUAUUUCAGUUAGAUAUAUUAAUGAAAAAUGAAUCGUAUUUAAUGCAUUCGCAUUUUCAAGCUCGAUGACCCAAAUAGAUUUUGUAAUUAAACACAAGUGUAUACAUGAAUUUUCUACGAGAAUAGAACUAUUGUGCAUCUGUAAUACAUAAUAUAAAAAUCAAUUUCGAAAAAAUAGUAACAGGAGAGCUAAUUUUUUUAGUACGUUAAAUCGAGAUCUUAAUGAAUUGUGCAUACGUCUAGAAUUUAAUACAGAGUUCAUUCUGUCGAUGAAGAAAAAAAAAAAAAUAGAGUAAAAAUGUUCUUUUCUAAUCAAAAUUAAAAUAAGAAUACUGAUUAAAAAAAAAAAUAAUACGUUGACUGGAUCAUAAAUUUGUACACAAGUAUGAAUGCAACUAUGAACAUAUAUUUCUUGUACGCAUUCGUGUAUAAAUGUAUUGAUAUAACAAAAAAAUCAUUCGUUCAUAAAGGAUUGUAUACCUAAAACAUUGUUACUUAUGAAAUAAAUACGUUUUUAUUAAA